GAAAAUCUCACUUCUUUCAUCUUGUUAAAAUCAACAUUCUUCUGUAGAAACAUCCAUUAACAUUUAAAAGAAGAAAAAAAAAGGCUUCCUCGUUUCUAAUUUCUCUCGGGUCGUGCAUGGCAGUGAGUUUAUUGGCGCGUGAGGUAUCCGACCUAUGCCUUGGGAAGCCUGCGCUGAGGUCCCUCUCUAUCUCCUCCACGGUUGCCGACGCGUUGUCCGCUUUGAAGAGAUUCGCUGACAACUAUAUCAGUGUGUGGAACUGUGAUCAUCGUCAUUCGUCGGAAGCCGACAAGAUUGACGCCGGUUUUGAUGAGUGUCGUUGUGUAGGCAAAGUUUGCAUGGUGGACAUCAUUUGUUUCUUAUGUAAGGAAGAAAACCUGUCGAAUCCUGGAACUGCUCUUCAGGCUUCGGUUUCUAUCUUAAUUCCUAAGGCUCCUGGCUUUGUCCGACAUUUAGAACCUAACGCAAGCUUGGUGGAAGCCAUAGAUCUGAUUCUGGAAGGAGCACAAAAUCUUGUUAUACCAUUAGAAAUCGGCACCAUGAAUUCAAGAAAAAAGCUUCUCCAAAAAAGCCCGUCCAAUUCAACCCUUCAUAACAACCAGCAAUAUUGUUGGCUAACUCAAGAAGAUAUAAUUCGUUACCUCCUCAAUUCUAUUGGUUUGUUUUGCCCCACUCCUAUUAAUCCAAUCAACUCCCUUAACAUCAUCGAUGCCCGGAACAUCAUGGCCGUUCAUUAUGAUGACCCGGCUUCCUUGGCCUUACCCUUCAUUGCUCAAUCCCUUGAGAUGCAAACUUCUGUUGCAAUUGUCGACGCAGACGGUAAGUUGAUUGGAGAAAUUUCCCCUUUCACGUUGAAUUCUUGUGAUGAGGAUGUAGCAGCUGCCAUUGCCACCCUUUCAGCUGGUGAUUUGAUGGCUUAUAUAGACUGUGGUGGAGCACCGGAGGAUUUGAUUCAGUUGGUGAAAGAGAGGUUGCAAGCGAGGAAUUUAGCCCAAGCUUUGGAAUUGAUGGAAGAAGAUUCACGGAUUUCAUCAGGAGCUUCAUUUUCAUCAUCUUAUUCGUCUUCGUCCGAUGAGGAGUUUGGGGUAUGGAGGAGUAUUGGGAGGUCAGGAGGGUAUUCAGCUAGGGUGGUGAGGAGAUCAGAGGCGAUUGUGUGUUACCCAUGGAGCUCGUUAGUGGCAGUGAUGAUUCAGGCACUUGCACACCGUGUAAGUUAUGUGUGGGUUGUCCAAGAGGAUGGAACUUUAGCUGGGAUUGUUACCUUUGCUGGAAUGAUGAAAGUUUUCCGGGAACGUUUUGAGGACUACACCUUAGGGUAGUAUUCAAGAAUCCAGAAGAUAACAGCAAAAAUACUAAGGAAUCCAUUAUUAAACCUAUAUUUGGUGAUUAUGAUUCAGAUGUAUUAAAUCAGGCAGAUCCAUUUGCAUAAAAGAAAAUCAAUCUGAAAGUAAUCGACCUAAUAAAGAUAUAUCAAACUUGAGAAACAAUUUCAAAAAAUAUCAUCCAAGGAGGUCCAAAUAUUUGGAGCAAGGGAUCCUUUAAGGCAUUCCUACAGUCACCAGAAUUUAACAGCGAAUCGCAUUUGUAUAUAAACCUAGACACCAUUCUGAUGCUUAGUGCUUCACUGCUGUAAGCUAAUUUCAAAGCAUGAAAGAAAGUUAUCAGAGGAUGUGUUUCCAAUUUUUUUUCUUAUUACCUAUAUCAUUGUUUAUCUUACACAAUGAUGACAAGAAGCCAUGCGCAUUGUAUUUUGUACGAGAAAGGAAAAAGAACACACAAAAAAUGAGAGCGAGCAGAGAAAGUUUAGAAAUGAAUCGUUGAAGCUUUCAUAACUGCUAUCAUAAUGAGUAAAAUAACCUAUGGUUGAGCUCAGAUAUACAUGAUGAUAAGGCAUCUCUUGCAGAUUUUUGGAGUCCAUAUGGAGUGCAUCUUCGUAUAACCUCUUCGACUGCUGUAGCAACUUCACCUUCCCUUUACUAUUACCAGGCCUUAAGCAAGAUCUUUGCUGCAAUAUGGCUCCCCAUCUAAAGAGGGCAGUAAUUCAAACAAAAGAAGGAGUAAGGGAUA
Molecule: messenger RNA, 2067 nt
Organism: Durio zibethinus
Lineage: Eukaryota; Viridiplantae; Streptophyta; Magnoliopsida; Malvales; Malvaceae
Source: RefSeq, a predicted model, not a curated record